AUGUGCGUUCUGCACAAAAUCAACGUCAACUCUCAAAUCAAUCUCAUGACGUCACGAAACUUAUCCGUCUGUCUCAGUCCGUCCAUCCUUCGCCCGUCGAACUCCGUGGGAUUGAGCGUCGAGGCAAAGACGAUUCAACAGGCCAAUAACGUUGUUGAGUGGCUGAUUGACAGCGCAGUGGAGGUCCUAGGCAGGAAGGAAUGCAUCGAGUUGUUUGAGGAGGUCACUGGGCAUUUGCAUGGAUUGACGGAAGUGUGUGGCGAGGAUAGCCAGGAGGGAUUCUGCACUCCUAUGCCCAGGAUUAAUACCUCAUUCCUGAACCUGAAAGAGUUAGAGGAUUUCGGAAAAAAACUAACAAGAUCUAACUCCUGCGAGCAACUCGACUCGAAGUACCUGCUUCCUCCAACACCAUCAAACUUCUCCAACAACAUCCGGGCCUCCUCUCUCGACAACUUGGACACCAGAGGAGUGAGCCAGCUGAAGAAAACAAUCAGUCCGGAUUCAGGAAUUAGCGGAUCGACUGACGAAUCUGACAGGAAGUUGAUAGAAUCUCCAAUUUUUAAGAAAGAAAAAAGUCUGAACGAUGCUGUUGUGCAAGCGUCUGACGAUCUCAACAGAACAAAAGAAGAAGAUGAUGAAGUGCAGAUAUUGCGAUGUGAAUCGGAAACUUCGGAAGAAAAUGAUCUAGAUGUGCCCAGGAUUAAAUCUUUCUAUUUGAACUCCAAUAGUAAGACGAAGAGUGUUGUUGACGAAUCAAACGUGAAAGAGGUGACUGAUGAUGACAGCAAAUUGUCAGACGGAAUGAUUGAUAUUGACGAUGACGAAUAUUUCCUGGUGGAAAAAGAUCUAAAUGAUUUACAUGGUGGAGAAAAAAAAUCAGCGGACAUAAGUGACAGAAGAGGUAGUCAACUUACUUCAGAGAAGAAAUCAGAUAGUAGUGCAAUCACUAAGUACGACACGGCUAAAGAUACCGAUAGCGACAACACGAUGACCAAGUCGUCAUCUUUCCUAACUGGCGUUUCUCUCUCUCGAAACACGUCCAUCGUUGAGUGCAACAGUGCAGAUACUGAGGUCAGCAUAGAAGAUAAAUUCGACGAAAUAGAAAGAUUUUUUUACAGUGAACCUGCCAACUCAACACCUACUGAUACAAAACUUUUUAGAAAUAUGACAGAAUCAAAAAUAAUUUUUGAUAAAAUUUUAUUUCCUGCUGAGAAAAUUAAAAGUUACGAUGAAAACGCCAACAGUAAAUUUAAAUUUCAGCCAAAUCAAACACUUGAACCGCUACCUCAACAACAAAAAAAUAAACAUUCACCUCAGGGAGAACCAAUUCAACAAAAACCAUCCCCUAAAAUAGAACUUAAACUUCUGGAAUUGCGAGCAAAUGGAAUUCGUAAAUUGUCUCCAACAACUAAUCAACAACUUUACCAAGAGCAACCAAUUCAUCGCCAACCGCAAAAUCAUCAACCAGAAGCAGAAGAAGAACCACAAACACCCGCAAAACUUCGCCCACUGACUCCAAAUUCAUCUCAUCAAAAGUUGCAGAGGCAACAAGUGGAGCGUUUGGAUGUUUCACAAAACUCUGGUGGCAGUUGCUUGGUCUCAUCUUCUGCGAAUGUUCCUCUACCAUCUCAGGCCUCGUCAUCAUCAUUACAAGCUGUACACUCCAGUGGUGACUCAUUUAAAUGUAAAAACCUCCGACAACUGAAGCAACUUCAGUUCAGUCAACAACAACAUAAUCAGCAACAACACCAAUUACAUCAGCAACAACACAAUCAACAACCACAACAACAGCGUAAUCAACAAAGACAAUCACUUCUUUCGCUAAUAGAAUCAUCACAUCAUCGCCUCGUGAAGAGCGUGUCAUCAAAUCCAGGCACAGUAGCAGCGAACAGAAAUGAUAAAGUUCAACCGGGCAGAUAUCACACCAGCAUGCAUAUUGAUAACAUUAACAACAUCCUCAACAGCAACAACAACAACAUCAACAUCACCAACAACGCCAUCAACAGUGACAACAACACAAACAGCAACAGAAACAUCAGUAGCAUAUACGGCAACCGAAACAUUGGUAACCGAGACAAAAUUAACAAAUAUAUAAGCAGCAUCAACAUAAACAGCAUGAUGACGGAUGACGACGCUCGUUGUUCUUCAGUCUCCAGUGACAUCAACUACAACCGCAUCAACAACUUUUACAACAUCAAUGACAAUUCCUAUAACACACUCAACUUGGGUAGAAGAGCAAAAUCUCCAUAUAUAGUGGAAAUUGACACUGGCACGCCUACCAAAUCAUUAAACGAACUAAAGUUACCUCAAAGCAAACUUGCACCUAGCCAUGCUGCUGACAGAAACGACUCGUUUCAAAAACAAGUCGACAGAAAGGCUCUGGUACUUUCUGGAAACAGACAACUAAACGGGAGAUUUGUGAAUUCAGAUCCAUCAUUCAUGGAACGCCAGUCUGCAAGUCGCCCGGAUCAGGCAUCAUUCAGAAACCAGGAUAAUGGGAAUGGAGUGGGAGGAGUUGUGAUGAAAAACAUGGAAGGAGGUGCACGUAAGAAAUUCUUCAGGACAUCAAUUCAACUUGGCUCCUUUGACACUGAUUACAUCACCUACCAUGACGAUAUUCCUGUGGACGAUUGCAGCGUACAGUAUCGCAACCAGUCGCAACUUCAACAAUAUCAUCCGCAAUUACAACGGCAACCACCAGCCAAAGUUUUACAUCCGGAACCGAACUCACGGAUAUCUCAAAUCAGUCAUUACGUUGAAGACCACAGGGCAACUCCGACGUUCGUCAACAUAAACAACAGCCUAAACAACAACAACAAAUUAAACAACAACAACAACACAAGCUACAACAACUACAACAAUAACCAAUCAUUUCAAGUAGUGAAUUGGCAAACCGCCUUGAACAGCAGGACAAAACCGCCUAGGACACCCAAUCAAAUUUUUACCAACGAUAUGAAAUUAUUUUUCAGCAGUGAACACGAAGGAGUGAUCAGUGGAAAGAGAAAUGACAAUAGCAGCAUGCAAUUAAAGAGAUCUGGCUUGUGGAAAUCUACAUUUAACUUGUGA
This is a messenger RNA of Helobdella robusta, 3066 nucleotides long. RefSeq lists its product as hypothetical. Gene Ontology annotation, biological process: signal transduction. The transcript has 2 exons. The record is from RefSeq and is a predicted model, not a curated record. Gene Ontology annotation, molecular function: GTPase activator activity. The coding region runs from base 1 to 3066 and encodes 1021 amino acids. NCBI's taxonomy places the organism in Eukaryota, Metazoa, Annelida, Clitellata, Rhynchobdellida, Glossiphoniidae.